Molecule: messenger RNA, 2896 nt
Organism: Saccostrea echinata
Lineage: Eukaryota; Metazoa; Mollusca; Bivalvia; Ostreida; Ostreidae
Product: solute carrier family 4 member 11-like
Exons: 21
Coding region: 82-2760 (892 amino acids)
Biological process (GO): transmembrane transport; monoatomic ion homeostasis; monoatomic anion transport
Cellular component (GO): plasma membrane; basolateral plasma membrane
Molecular function (GO): solute:inorganic anion antiporter activity
Source: RefSeq, a predicted model, not a curated record
UUAUCUACGACCUGCUCAGUAUUCACACUCUGAUUGUUGACAUUAUGUAACAGGACAGCAUAACAUUAUUUUCUGGAUUACAUGAUGCCUUUGCAAAGGGUGAAAAUGAAAUCCCGCUCCCAAAAGAGGGUCCGCUUUGCCAUUGAUCCGGAUGAUAUGAGUGACAAUGAAACUUCUGGAGGGGACCCUGCGUGGCACCGUGGUGAUCAUGAGGUGGUGCCGGUCAGUCCAGAAGAGGUCCAGUUACUGGAGGUACCCAAUGGAAGCCACACUGGAUCAGGUGUGUCUGGAAACAACAGUGGUCUGAUAAAGAAGGAUGGACAACUGAAAAGCAUAUUAAAGAAUCGUUUAGAGACAGUUGAGCAUGUUGAUAAUUUGUCAGUCAAAGAGAGAAGACGAAGACACUCAUCUGCAGAUGAAGAUGACUUUGCAUUACUCCACGGCAGAUUCGAGAAGAUCCCCCUAAAGGACUUCCAUGCUGAGAUUCGGGCCUUCAAGGAUGUGGAGGAUUUCCUGAGUGGGACACAACUGAUGUUGGACCUCCAAAAGUCGGGUCUACCCCAGAUUAUAGACGCGAUGGUCAAAAGGUUACUAGAGAAAAAAGAAGUAUCCUCGCAGACCUCACUAGAGGAAGCGAGACACGCCAUCUUCACUCAGGACUCAGUACACACACUAAGUAAGACAAUUCAGGGUACCAUGACAAGUGAUGAGAGCGGCUUUGAUUUUGAUCAGAACUGGAUUUGUGUCAUGUGCGAUAUUCCUACCUUGACAAAACGGCAUGUGGUCAUCGCGCGAUUAAACAGUCCGGCUAAUUUAGGCAGCACUAGUCAAGAGGUGCAGUUUGUAAUCCUCGUAAUGGCUCCGGUCAGAGAGAAAAGUACUAAGUCCUCCUUGGAGACGGCCCGGACCUUUGCCACCCUCUUCCUGGACAUAGACUUCCGACAUCAGCUCCUGCUGGCCGAGUCUGAAUUUGAAUUUAAACAGCUUCUUCAUUCGAGGACCAAACUUCUCAUCGAGGAACAGGGUCUCCCCGAGAACCGCAAAUCUCAUCUUGUGCUGUCGGCCUUUGAACAGGAGGAACAAGAGGGUGGGACAGCUCGAUGUCCAAUAGGACAGGGUCUUCUUCGUGACUUUAAACGACGGUUACCUCACUAUCUCUCAGAUUAUAAAGAUGGCAUCAUAGGGAACAAAACAAUUCACAAAGUAACGUCCACUACAUUUUUCUUGUACUUUGCCUGUGUCCUACCAAACAUCGCCUUUGGAAUGUUGAAUGAUAACAACACAGAGGGAGCUAUAGAUGUCCAGAAGGUGUUGUUUUCCCAGUGUGUGGGAGGACUUCUAUUUGCGAUCUUUGGGGGCCAGCCUCUAAUCGUCCUACUGACCACAGCACCCCUGGCCCUAUACACCAAAAUUAUUUUCAGCAUUUGUGAGGAUUUUGACCUGAACUUCUCUGCCAUGUUUGCCUGUACUGGGUUGUGGAAUGCUUUUUUCCUGUUUAUUUAUGUUUUCUUCAAUACAAGCAAGCUUAUGAAAUAUUCCUCAAGGUCCACAGAGGAGGUGUUUUCACUGUUCAUCACAUUUGCCUUUUCUGCUGAUGCCAUUAAAGACACAAUUAAAGAUUUUAACAAGAAUUACCACACGGAUGCCUGUCAUCACGUCAUCCACAGUAAUUCAUCCAAUCAGAAUCCUUCCCUCCUUAACAACUCCCUAACAACAGUUAGUACCAUGACAACAGGAAACUCCUCCAACAGCAGUGUGACAGUGUCUCCCCCUGGUGGGGGGAUAGAGGAAUGCCUAAGGGAGAACAGUAUUCUAUUUUUACUGCUGAUGUUGGGCACGGUGUGGUUGGGAAUCACACUAUUUAACUUUACUAAAACACCCUUUCUGAAUGCCGGUAAGCGGGAGAUGCUGGCUGAUUACGCCUUACCUGUGGCUGUCCUUUUCAUGUCCUUCUUUGGAUCCUACAUCUUCAGUGAGGUCAAAAUGAAGCCUUUUAAGUACAAGGAACGAGCCCAGAUGUUUGAGCUGGCCCCUCUCCACCUGUUGCCUGUGGGGGCAGUGUUUGCAGCUGCUGGUCUGGGCUUCAGUUUGUCCCUCCUCUUCUUUAUGGAUCAAAACAUUUCCAGUGCUCUGGUCAAUGCCCCCUCUAACAAACUUAAGAAGGGAGCGGCGUACCACUGGGAUCUGUUUGUGGUGGCAGUCAUCAAUGCCUUCCUGUCUAUCUUCACCAUGCCGUGGGUCCACGCUGCCUUACCUCACUCACCUCUCCACGUACGAGCACUUGCUGACCUUGAGGACAGGGUCGAUCAAGGUCACGUACACCAGAUAGUGGUCCAUGUUCGUGAGACUCGGCUGACGGGGAUUAUCUCCCACGUGAUGAUUGGUCUGUCCAUGUUGAUGCUGCCUUACCCCCUGGCCUACAUACCCCGCCCCGUCCUGGACGGCCUGUUUAUUUACGUCGCCAUUACUGCUCUCUAUGGCAAUCAGCUGUUUGACCGCAUUCUACUUUUCUUCACAGAACAGUCAGCUUACCCCCCUAACCAUUACAUCCGGCGAGUCCCCCAGAGGAAGGUCCAUCUGUUUACCGUGCUACAGCUGAUACAACUCCUGGUCCUCUGUGUGUUUGGAUUCUCCCCCAUACCUUACAUGAAAAUGGUCUUCCCUGUCCUCCUCAUGCUCCUCAUGCCCAUCAGACACAAAAUCACUCCAAGGUUUUUUGAGCCAAAAUUUUUGAAAGCUUUGGAUGGACAUGCCCACUAGAUAUCAGCUGGAGUUGGGGGUCAAAGUUCAAAAAGGCAGCAGAUUAUUGUCUUCUUAGUGCAGAUGUACUGAGUCCUGAUGCUGGUUAUUUAUGUGAUAGACUGUCAGUGCAGUUAAGUUGGAAUGUUUUUGUGAA